This is a messenger RNA of Mycotypha africana, 1119 nucleotides long. Its product is annotated as P-loop containing nucleoside triphosphate hydrolase protein. The coding region runs from base 1 to 1119 and encodes 372 amino acids. Gene Ontology annotation, cellular component: mitochondrial outer membrane. Gene Ontology annotation, molecular function: ATP binding; ATP hydrolysis activity. The record is from RefSeq and is a predicted model, not a curated record. NCBI's taxonomy places the organism in Eukaryota, Fungi, Mucoromycota, Mucoromycetes, Mucorales, Mycotyphaceae. The transcript is spliced from 6 exons.
AUGAUCAGAUCUUGGUUGCAACGUCCAGAAACAAAAAAAUAUGCAGCUGAUGUUGCUGUUUUUGCUCUUUCACAAGUAGCAUUUUAUUUUGCCUUCAAGUAUAUUGUUGGCUCACUGGAUCCUACUAAAGCAAAACGUCAAGAGGCCAAAGCAAAAAGUAAUCGAAUUUUAGGCAAAUUAGGAGCAGCUGAUAUAAAGUUGACAGAAUACGAACAGAUUAUCGCAGCCGAAGUCAUUCAUGCUGACGAGAUCAGUGUUAACUUUAAACAAAUUGGUGGGUUGGAUCAUAUCAUUCAAGAUCUGCGAGAGAGUGUUAUCUAUCCACUUUGUUAUCCUGAGCUUUUCACUUCCGCGUCAGGAUUAUUGGGUGCGCCCAAAGGUGUUCUGUUAUACGGCCCGCCUGGCUGCGGUAAAACAAUGCUUGCGAAAGCCCUUGCGAAAGAAAGUGGAGCAACUUUCAUCAACAUUCACGUGUCUACAUUGACAGAUAAAUACUACGGAGAGUCUAACAAGUUGGUCUCUGCUGUCUUUACUUUGGCUAAAAAAUUGCAACCUUCCAUUGUUUUUAUUGAUGAAAUCGAUUCCUUUUUACGUGAGCGAAGGAGUACAGAUCAUGAAACAACAGGCAUGAUGAAGGCUGAAUUCAUGAGCUUAUGGGAUGGUUUAACAACAGGUGAAGAUGGUCGUAUUGUUAUCUUAGGAGCUACUAAUCGACCGAAUGAUAUCGACUCAGCCAUCCUUAGACGGAUGCCGAAACGGUUCUCCGUAAGAUUACCUACUGAAUCGCAAAGAAGGAGCAUCCUUGAAUUGCUUCUGAAGGAUAUCAAGUUAGCAUCGGAUUUCGAUAUGACAGAGUUAGUACAGAGAACAGCAGGAUUAUCAGGAAGUGAUUUGAAGGAACUCUGUCGUAAUGCAGCUAUGAUUCCGAUCCGAGAGUAUGUUAGACUGAUAAAACCACCCACUGGUGAAAAUGCCUCCAAGGAUCUAUUAGAUUUUGACACAGCCAAUAUUAAUACUCGCCCAUUAACGCUGGCAGACUUCUAUGCUUUUGAUGCAACAAACGAAAGAACUUACAGUUUAGCAUCUGAUGAUUUACCACAACAAGAAAAGCUUGAUUAG